Messenger RNA from Bactrocera neohumeralis, 1334 nucleotides. RefSeq names its product dephospho-CoA kinase (gene Dpck). Gene Ontology annotation, molecular function: ATP binding; dephospho-CoA kinase activity. NCBI's taxonomy places the organism in Eukaryota, Metazoa, Arthropoda, Insecta, Diptera, Tephritidae. Gene Ontology annotation, biological process: coenzyme A biosynthetic process. The coding region runs from base 88 to 780 and encodes 230 amino acids. The record is from RefSeq and is a predicted model, not a curated record. The transcript has 3 exons.
AAUGUCAGCUGUGUUAUAACAGCCAGACGUAAUUAGAAAUUUUAUAAACUACAAGUGAAUCAAGUGAAGAUAUUAAAUAAAGUGAUAAUGUUUAUAGUAGCUAUAACUGGAGGAAUAGCUACUGGUAAAAGUACAGUAAGCCAAGUAUUCCUAGAUAAUGGUAUACCGGUGGUUGAUGCUGACAGAAUAGCCCGUGAAAUCGUUCAACCUGGGACAACAUGUUGGCAUAAGAUACGACAAGUAUUCGGAGAUGAGAUUAUUCUACCAACUAAACAAAUCAAUCGUGAGGCUUUGGGCAAGGCAAUUUUUAAUAACAAAGAGUUACGCGGAAAACUGAAUCAAAUUACACAUCCGGUAAUACAUCGAACCAUAUUCCUACAAGUUUUCAAACAUUUCAUGAGUGGUCGCUCGUGGAUUGUGCUCGAUUUACCCUUGCUUUUCGAAACAGGCAUACUUAUGGAAUUCAUUUAUAAAAUUGUUACCGUGUCAUGUGAGCCUGAGAUCCAAUUAAGCCGACUUAUGCAAAGGAACGAAUAUUCAUUUGAAGAUGCUAAAAAGCGUAUUGACUCGCAAAUGCCAUUAGAGAAGAAAUGUGAACAGUCCCAUUUCGUAAUUGAUAAUUCGGGUAGUAUUGAAGCAACCCGGGAAGCAGCUUUGCGUAUACUGCAGCUAAUGAAUGACUCGAAGCAUCAUUGGCGUAAUCGUGUGACACUUUUGGGUAUAGUGUUGGGACUCGGAUUAGUGAUAUAUUAUUUGAAUAGAAUUUUUAAUUUCUUCUAGGCUUGUUCUUUAAUAAAGUGCACUCCAAAAAAAGCAUAAGUAAUAACUAUAUACAUAUACGCUUAAAAACUAUGCUGACCUAUCGCUCUUAAUUAAGCUUGGUAGCGACAAAUACAACUAAAGCUAUUUAUUAAUUAAUUAAUAGUCUUGCAUAUGAUAUAAAAUUUUAAUAAAAAAUUCCGCUUUCACAUCGUUAGUAUAUUAUAUUCCGUUAUUACAGUAUAUAAAAUUUCGAUUUGUCAUUAGUUUGUAUUAAUUUAGAGUUGACGAAAUAGUGGUUUGAAAAUUGUCUCCGCAAUCGCAAACCAAAAUUUAUAUAAAAAACCUUAGUUUUAAUAUAUUCAGUUUACUGGUGUCAUAAUAUUCUCUUAGUUUAAAAAAUAUUAAGUUAUACUCGCAUUUCGUGAUUUAGAGUGUGUACUCAUGUUAUUAUUUCACCAAAAAUUAAAUACUAGACACAUUUAUGUAGUCAUUACACACAAUUUGCAUAAUAAAUAAUAUACAAAAACAAACAUAUGUAUGUAUGUAUGUACACAAGCACAAGUAUAAAAAUA